CAGUCUCUCUCAUCCACAGUGGCAGCAGGGUCACAUUAGAAACUGCUAUUGCUGAGACUUUCUCAGGUGAAUUCUGCACUAUUUUGCCCCCUUGUCCUUACUUGUUCUUCUCAAGAGAUAUUCUCAUACACAUUGCACUGAGCAGUCCUGGGAAGACUCUUUCCUGAGAAGGCAAGCUCUUGGCUGUGAUUGUAUAUUGCAGUCAUGGCGCCUAAAAAGAAGAAUGUCAAAAAGACGAAGUUGGAUGUCAAUGAGUUGACAAUCAUAGUGGAGGAUGGACCCCUGGGCAAACUGAAUGGCUUGAACGGCCUUUUGGAAGGAGGGAAUGGUUUCAGUUGUGUCUCAGCAGAGGUUUCUGAUGCUCUCUACAGUCCCAAUCUCUUGGAAGGGCUAUGCAGAAUGAGGAUGGAAAACUUUCUCUGUGAUUUAGUCAUUGGUACCAAAACAAAGACCUUUGAUGUACACAAGGUGGUGAUGGCCUCAUGUAGUGAUUACUUCCAUAACAUCUUAAAGAAAGAUCCAUCUACUCAACGAGUAGACCUCAAUGAUGUUUCUCCAUUGGGCUUAGCUACAGUUAUUGCAUACGCCUACACUGGGAAGCUCACACUCUCACUGUACACUAUAGGUAGCAUUAUCUCUACAGCCAUUUAUCUCCAAAUCCAUACCCUUGUAAAGAUGUGCAGUGAUUUUUUGAUGCGAGAAAUCAAUGUGGAGAACUGUACAUACAUUGCCAACAUUGCUGAGACCUAUGGACUGAAGAACUCCAAGGAGGCGGCGCAGAAAUUCAUUAGGGACAACUUCAUCGAAUAUUCUGAAUCGGAUCAGUUCUUAAAACUUAGUUUUGACCGGAUCAAUGAACUCCUUGCAGAUGAUGACUUGCAGUUGCCUUCUGAACUUGUUGCAUUCCAAAUUGCAAUGAGAUGGCUAGAAUUUGACCAAAAACGAGCAAAAUAUGCUGCUGAUCUCUUGAGCAACAUUAGAUUUGGUACCAUCUCUGCCCAAGAUCUAGUGAACUUUGUUCAAACUGUGCCAAGGAUGAUGGAAGAUGCUGAAUGUCAUAGACUUCUAGUGGAUGCCAUGAACUAUCACUUACUCCCCUAUCACCAGAAUACAUUGCAAUCUAGAAGAACAAGGAUUCGUGGAGGAUUACGAGUCCUGGUUACAGUUGGGGGACGCCCAGCUUUAACAGAGAAAUCCCUUAGCAGAGACAUCUUAUACAGAGAUCCUGACAAUGGAUGGAAGAGGCUUACUGAAAUGCCAGCUAAAAGCUUCAACCAAUGUGUCACUGUGAUGGAUGGAUUCCUCUAUGUGGCAGGUGGUGAAGACCAGAAUGAUGCCAGGAAUCAGGCUAAGCAUGCAGUCAGCAAUUUCUGCAGAUAUGAUCCUCGCUUCAACACAUGGAUUCAUCUGGCAAACAUGAAUCAAAAGCGCACCCAUUUCAGUCUGAAUGUGUUCAAUGGCCUCCUUUUUGCAAUCGGUGGCCGCAACUCUGAAGGGUGUCUCUGUUCCGUUGAAUGUUAUGUCCCUGCAACUAAUCAGUGGCAAACAAAGGCCCCACUGGAGGUAGCUAGGUGCUGCCAUGCUAGUGCGGUAAUAGAUGGCAGGAUCCUGGUCACUGGAGGGUACAUAAAUAAUGCUUAUUCUCGCUCUGUCUGCAUGUACGACCCUGCCAAUGACAGCUGGCAGGAUAAACCCAGCCUAAGCACACCAAGAGGGUGGCAUUGUGCCAUUUCCCUUGGGGAAAAGGUCUAUGUUAUGGGUGGGUCUCAACUGGGAGGGCGAGGGGAAAGGGUUGAUGUCCUUCCUGUGGAGUGCUUCAGUCCGUAUCCUGGCCAGUGGAAUUAUGCCUCUCCUCUUCCAACCGGUGUGAGCACUGCUGGGGCCUCCAUCCUUAAUGGGAAAAUUUAUUUGGUGGGAGGCUGGAAUGAAAUAGAGAAGAAAUACAAGAAAUGCAUUCAGUGCUACAACCCUGACCUUAAUGAAUGGACCGAAGAGGACGAGUUGCCUGAAGCCACUGUAGGAGUCUCCUGCUGCACCAUUGCCAUGCCCAACACUAAGACCAGGGAAUCCCGGGCCAGCUCCGUAUCUUCAGUACCAGUCAGUAUUUAACUAUUAAAAAAAUUAAGUAUAGAAGAGCUAGAUCUGUUUUUUUUUUAAUAUUUACUAUGUCCAGCUGUGUUCUAAUCCCUUUUGCACCUACUGGAAGGGAAUGGAGGAAACACCAUUUGUGUGUCAAUACUAGCUGUCAUUUUCAGUUUUGCAGAACUAGCCAAUUUCUCUGGUAUUUAAAAUACAUGGUAUGACCUAAGGAAUUUAAAGCUGACAGAUUUGCUUAGUAAUACCAAGUUCUUGACAGCCUGACAAUCAGUUCAUAAGAAGUUGGUAAAAAUGCCCUAACCUGGAUAGCCCGAGCAAGCCCGAUCUCUUCAGAUCUCGGAAGCUAAGCAGGGCUGAC
This is a messenger RNA of Gekko japonicus, 2455 nucleotides long. It is a transcript of the gene KLHL31, whose product is annotated as kelch like family member 31. Lineage: Eukaryota; Metazoa; Chordata; Lepidosauria; Squamata; Gekkonidae. The coding region runs from base 205 to 2109 and encodes 634 amino acids. Gene Ontology annotation, biological process: negative regulation of protein phosphorylation. The record is from RefSeq and is a predicted model, not a curated record. Gene Ontology annotation, cellular component: nucleus; cytoplasm. Gene Ontology annotation, molecular function: protein binding. The transcript has 3 exons.